Messenger RNA from Trifolium pratense (red clover), 1223 nucleotides. Its product is annotated as methylsterol monooxygenase 2-2-like. Gene Ontology annotation, biological process: 4-alpha-methyl-delta7-sterol oxidation; sterol biosynthetic process. Gene Ontology annotation, molecular function: iron ion binding; C-4 methylsterol oxidase activity. Lineage: Eukaryota; Viridiplantae; Streptophyta; Magnoliopsida; Fabales; Fabaceae. The coding region runs from base 128 to 949 and encodes 273 amino acids. The transcript is spliced from 7 exons. The record is from RefSeq and is a predicted model, not a curated record.
AAUAGAAGGGACUGGGGAAGGGAGUUAUCGAUGAUCUGUUGGGACUCACCACUGUGACACACUACACUUGGGUUGGGCAGGCAUUACUGUCAUAUCUCUCUCUCUCUCUCUCUCUCUCUCUCUCGCUAUGGUUGCUUCAUUCAUCAUCGAAUCUCUUUGGCAGUACUUGAUCACAAAUUUCAGUGACUUUCAAUUGGCGUGUUUGGGGAGUUUCUUUAUUCAUGAAAGCGUUUUCUUUUUAUCUGGACUACCUUUUAUAUGGCUUGAGAGGGCCGGAUGUCUGUCAAAGUACAAAAUUCAGGCAAAAACUAACAGCCCUGCAUCUGAGGAGAGAUGUAUUAUUCGCUUGUUGAUGUAUCAUUUUGGAGUAAAUCUACCUCUGAUGAUUUUUUCAUAUCCUGUCUUCAGAUACAUGGGCAUGCGAAGUAGUCUUCCUCUGCCGUCCUGGAGAGUAGUUCUAACGCAAAUAAUAUUUUACUUCAUUUUGGAGGACUUUGUAUUCUAUUGGGGACAUAGGAUACUGCACACAAAAUGGUUGUACAAACACGUACAUAGUGUCCAUCAUGAGUAUGCUACACCAUUUGGACUUACUUCUGAAUAUGCUCAUCCUGCUGAGAUACUUUUCCUCGGUUUUGCUACCAUUCUUGGUCCUGCUGUCACUGGACCACACUUGAUUACUCUCUGGCUAUGGAUGGUUCUUAGAGUCCUUGAGACGGUUGAGGCACAUUGCGGUUACCAUUUCCCAUGGAGUCCAUCAAACUUCUUACCUCUUUAUGGAGGAGCUGACUUUCAUGACUAUCAUCACCGUUUGUUGUACACUAAGUCUGGAAACUAUUCAUCAACCUUUACAUACAUGGAUUGGGUAUUUGGAACUGAUAUAGGAUACAGAAAGUUGAAAGCAUUAAAGAACGCUGAAGUUGAAUACAGUAGCGAACAAAAGAAACAUUGAUGGAAUGGAAUAAAUUGUGAAUAUUUAGAACCAUUGAAAAAGUUGAUUUCCAAACUUGAGGGAAAAUUUGAAAAUUGUCUUCUUCUGUGUUUUGGUUCUGGACAUGCAUGCCAUGUAAUUUAGAAAAGUUUAGUGAAAGUGGUUGCUUUUGGGAUGGUUUCUUCCCCUAUUCCACCAUCUAUUUUGUUGAUUCCAAUUCUUUCUUGGCAAACAUUGGCUAUUGUUGGAUGUAAACCAGUUUAAUGAAAUGAAAUGAAAGAGACGAUUUGUUCUG